Protopolystoma xenopodis is the source of this 474-nucleotide messenger RNA. NCBI's taxonomy places the organism in Eukaryota, Metazoa, Platyhelminthes, Monogenea, Polystomatidea, Polystomatidae. The record is from the annotation of a GenBank genome assembly.
AUGGAGAUCGCGAAAUGGGUGAACCGGCGACUCGAGGGCAACUUUGCCCGUCUCAACAGUCUGCACCAGAGGUACGGUCUACCCCCGACCGAACUGUUGUCCAUCUGGCCGGCCAAUGAGAUGCGACCAUUCUCGCCGAAUCUGUCCCGCCAGACGGCCAGCCCAUUGUAUGCCUCCCUCAGGCCCUAUUCACCGGCCUUCAGCCAUGCCUCGUUUCGCGCCACGAGUCCUUUGUCCGGUCGAGCAACGCCGAGUUCGCUGAGCGGCACCGGCCCCACGAUGCACUUGCUGCCGCCGGGAAUCGUCUUGAUCAACCCAUUCACCGACGCUCGACUCGCCGAUUCACUACUCCUCUUCGAUCUGCUCGAGACAAUACGUCCCGGACUGAUCGACUUUAGCGUUGUCGCGUUUGACAACACUACAAAGGCAAGUGAUCCUGUUGCCUGGGCAGCAAAACUGUGGUGUUGCGCUUGA